CCUUCAGCUUCUACGGAAUAAGGGUCACAAGAGCCAACAAGAUGGAGGUUCUGCUGUUCAGCCUUGUCCUUGGUCUGCUUGUUGCCAGUCAAGGUGAAGCUCAGGGAGAUGCCUCACAGUUCACAGGAAGAUGGUUAACCCAUUACACGGCAGCCAAUAACAUAGAGAAGAUCACUGAGGGUGGGCCAUUCCACGCUUUCAUGCGUUACAUUGAGUUUGAUGAAGAAAAUGGCACAAUACUGAUGCACUUUUAUGUCAAGGAGAAUGGAGAAUGCAUAGAAAAAUAUGUCUCAGGCACAAAGGAAGAAAACUUUUAUGCUGUUGACUACGAGGGUCACAGUGAAUUUCGAGUCGUUAGAGCAAACAACAUCGCUCUCAUAGCACAUGUUAUCAACGUGGAUGGAGAUGGCAAGGAGACAGAACUGGUGCAAUUAUUUGGCACAGGAGAUGAUGUUGGAUCAGAAUGCAUAGAGGAGUUCUACAACACCUUGAGAGAAAAAGGGAUUCCAGAAGAAAAUAUCCUGAACUUCAUCGAUAAUGAUACCUGUCCAGAGGAGUGAAAAAAAAGUUACUCUGACGCUUUU
Messenger RNA from Bubalus bubalis (water buffalo), 584 nucleotides. Its product is annotated as odorant-binding protein-like. The coding region runs from base 42 to 560 and encodes 172 amino acids. NCBI's taxonomy places the organism in Eukaryota, Metazoa, Chordata, Mammalia, Artiodactyla, Bovidae. The record is from RefSeq and is a predicted model, not a curated record. The transcript is spliced from 6 exons. Gene Ontology annotation, molecular function: odorant binding; small molecule binding.